Pichia membranifaciens NRRL Y-2026 is the source of this 1116-nucleotide messenger RNA. RefSeq lists its product as hypothetical. Lineage: Eukaryota; Fungi; Ascomycota; Pichiomycetes; Pichiales; Pichiaceae. The record is from RefSeq and is a predicted model, not a curated record. Gene Ontology annotation, cellular component: mitochondrion. The transcript has a single exon. The annotation marks the transcript as partial. Gene Ontology annotation, molecular function: phosphatidylserine decarboxylase activity. Gene Ontology annotation, biological process: phosphatidylethanolamine biosynthetic process.
UGGCCGCUUUAUCUCUACUCAUACCUUCCAUUAAACACCCUUUCUCGUCUUUGGGGCAGCUUCAAUAGUGUGACGUUGCCCGUGCCAUUGCGUGUGCCGGGCUACAAACUCUACUCGUUCCUCUUUGGCGUCAAUUUGGACGAAAUGCAAGACCCGGACUUGACACACUACAAGAAUUUAGGCGAGUUCUUCUACCGAGAAAUCAAGCCUCAAUCCCGGCCAAUAGAUCCUACGGCUUUGGUAGUUUCUCCCUCUGACGGAAGAGUGUUGAAAUUCGGCAGAGUCGACCCCGAUGGUGGAAUCGAGCAAGUUAAAGGUAUGACCUACAAACUGGAAGCCCUGCUCGGGGCGGCGGAAUCACAGCAGACAGCUCAUUCAAUGUCGCUGAGCUAUGAAAAUGAAGCACACAGAGAGCUCCAUCAGGCCCACGAAAACGAUGAUGUCUUUUUAUCCCACCUCCGGAACAACACGAAUCAUGAUUGCACUGCUCGUGCCGACGAUCUGGAUCAACAAUCCUUGGUCACUUUCUCCCAACAGGGUGAGAAGUCCAACUUUCAUCCUUCCACUUCUCAAGUGCUGAACGUAUCAGUAGCCUUAACUCCAACGACAAAGGAAACCGAUCUGUUCUAUGCCGUCAUAUACCUCGCUCCUGGCGACUAUCAUCGUUUCCACUCCCCUGUGACUUGGGUAACUACCCUUCGUCGUCAUUUUGUCGGUGAACUCUACUCAGUGGCUCCCUAUUUCCAGAAAGCCUUCAACAAUCUUUUUAUUUUAAACGAACGUGUUGCAUUGUUGGGAUACUGGAAGUACGGCUUUUUCAGUAUGACUCCGGUAGGGGCAACCAAUGUCGGAUCGAUCAAAAUCAACUUCGAUAAAGACUUAGUCACAAAUACCACCAUGCUCAACGGUGAAAAAUUGAAGAAAAAUACAUGCUAUGAGGCUCAUUAUUCAAAUGCUUCUUCUCUUUUGAAAGGUGAACCCUUGGUCAAAGGUCAGGAAAUGGGUGGCUUCAUGCUCGGUUCGACCGUCGUCUUAGUCUUCGAAGCUCCAAAAGAUUUUAAGUUCACUCUACAAGAAGACCAAUACGUUAAAGUGGGUCAAUGUAUAGGUGAACUG